This is a messenger RNA of Erigeron canadensis, 1353 nucleotides long. RefSeq names its product acylsugar acyltransferase 3-like. Lineage: Eukaryota; Viridiplantae; Streptophyta; Magnoliopsida; Asterales; Asteraceae. The record is from RefSeq and is a predicted model, not a curated record. The transcript has a single exon. Bases 1 to 1353 code for a protein of 450 amino acids.
AUGAUUAUAGAGAAGCUCUUCAUCAGAUUAGGAAGAAGGAAAUUUCACACCAUUAUAUCUCGAGAAAUAAUCAAGCCCUCAUCUCCAACCCCUUCUCAUUUACAAACUUAUAAUCUUUCCAUCCUUGAUCAAACCGGACGACCAUCAAUAUAUUCGCCAUUGAUUCUUUUCUACCCGAACAAUGGCAUUACUCAACGUUUUACUUUGGAAGACAAGGUCAAGUUGUUGAAGAAGUCGUUGUCGCAAAGCCUAGAACAAUACUAUCCUUUUGCUGGCAGGUUACAUACACACACUACACCGUACGUUGAUUGCAACGAUGAGGGAAUAGUAUUUCUUGAAGCUAGAAACGAUAGCCACAUGGAAUCGUUCCAAAAUAUUAAGGAACAUGAUGAAAGUUUGGAUCGGCUUUUUGCUGAUAAUAUGGUUUGUUUUAACUCUCCUGGUAACACAAGUCUUCUUGGGGUUCAAGUUAAUCACUUUGCUUGUGGUGGAUUAGGGGUGGCCGUGUCUAUGUCACACGCUAUUGGUGACGCUUGUACUCUAGGCUCAUUCGUUAGUUAUUGGGCUUCCAUGGCACGUUAUAACUCCAAUGACCAUGAAGAGGUACGACCCCUUAACCCUCAUUUCAUUCGUCACCCGCGUAAGAUAGUAGAUUCUGAGCCAGAAUAUCGGGAUAUCAAUCAAGGGUAUGAAAUUUGUGUCACGAGAAAAUUCAUGUUUUCUAAUACAAAACUAAGUGAUCUUAAGAACAAGGUGGCAGAUGAAUCAUCACCACGUAUAAUUAAUCCUACACGAGUCGAAGUAUUGACAUCUCUACUUUACAAAACGGCGGUAGCAGCAGCCACCGCAAAAUCUGGUAGCUUUAAGCCAUCUUAUUUGUCAAUGCCUGUUAAUUUACGUAACACAUUUGUUCCAAAGCUUCCACAAACUACCGUGGGUAACAUUUUCACGCAUAUAAUGGUAAUGAGUACACCUACAAAUGAAACUUCAUUAAGUGUAGUAGUUGAUGAGAUACAGAAAGAGAAGGUGCAAGUUGAACGAGUCCAAAGUUUUCCACAGGCUGCUGAAAGACAUGAAUCGUUGUUGUCGAAGUUGAGAAACGAAGAAUUGGAUUUCAGAUCAUAUUGGUGUUCGAGCGUAUGUGGGUUGUCUUAUAACAAAGUUGAUUUUGGAUGGGGAAACGCCAUGGGUGCCACAUUUGCAAUUAGAUCGAUGUCGAUGAGGGGUUUUCUGCUGGGGGAUACUCCUGAUGGCAAUGGUAUCGAAGCACUUGUCAUUUUGGAAAAAGAAGACAUGGACAUAUUUGAAAAUGACAAAGAGAUGCUUUCAUUUUGCCAAAUUAAGCAGGUUUAA